Quercus robur (English oak) is the source of this 744-nucleotide messenger RNA. RefSeq names its product probable LRR receptor-like serine/threonine-protein kinase At3g47570. The coding region runs from base 1 to 744 and encodes 247 amino acids. The transcript has 2 exons. The record is from RefSeq and is a predicted model, not a curated record. Gene Ontology annotation, molecular function: protein binding. Lineage: Eukaryota; Viridiplantae; Streptophyta; Magnoliopsida; Fagales; Fagaceae.
AUGAAAAAGCAAGGAAGAGGAUUUUCACUUGCAGCAAUGAGUCUCAGACUAUUGUGUCCAAUUCACUUCCAAGCCAUCCUUCUCUUGUUCAUUGCACUCCUGCAUGUAAAAAUUCCAACUAUUUUUGCUGGUAGUAGUACUUCCACCUUCAGUUAUUUUGGUGGGAAUGAGACGGAUCAUCAAGCUUUGUUGGCCUUCAAAAAGAAGAUAACACAUGGCCCUGAAAACAUUUUGAGCUCGCGGAAUGAUUCCCUCCAUUUCUGCGAGUGGGAAGGCAUUACGUGCGGCCACAAGCAUAGAAGAGUCAUUGUAUUAGAUAUGAGGUCCAGAGGGUCAAUCCCAAAGGAGCUUGCUUCUUUGUCAAAGCUGGAGUUUCUUCUUGUUCGCAACAACAAUCUCACAGGAGAAAUCCCAUCUUACAUUGGAAACUUUAGCUCUUUUCAAAUUUUAUCUGCAGCCCAUAAUGUCUUGGGAGGAUACAUUCCAGAUGCCUUGGGUCAAUUGAGAAGCUUAGACACACUUGGACUGAUGGGAAACGAACUCUCUGGUUUGGUCCCUCCAUCUUUAUAUAAUCUUUCGUCUAUUGUUAUUUUGUCAUUCGCCAGAAAUGAUCUUAGUGGAAGCCUUCCAGCAGACUUAUUCCUCACCCUUCCUCAUCUCCAGUGGCUUCAAAUUUAUGAAAACAAGUUUACCGGACCUCUUCCGGUCUCAUUAUCUAAUGCUUCAGAGUUAAGUAUAAUUUAG